CAUGUCUAUACCUCGCCCAACCAUCCUUAUAGCCUCAUAACCUAUACAUCCCACUUCACGGAGUCGGAAAAUGGGCGACAUUGUAGAAACACAGGCAAUGGAUGAUGUCGCUGUCUACGGACUUCAUAGUGGCACCGGAGAUGGUGCAGAUAUGGUAUUCGCAUUUAAUGGCUGCUUAAUUUCCGUCUCUAUAUUUCCUAGCAACGGAUCGUCUACAAAGGACACCCAAGGAAAGGAAGAUCGCCAUCUACAGGACCAUCUUAUUGAUCUCAUAGAGAAGGCUACUGUGUGCCAGGACGACGACGAGUAUGAGGAGCUUGUGGAUGAGGUCUUUGCCGUGAUUCUUGAUGCUGGAAGACCUCUUUUCUGUCAGUUGAUAUCUUCGCAAGAUGAACAGGCUCUAAGCAAAUCUCUACACCAUUACCUAUUUCCUCCUUUCUUCCACUUCCGUUUGGAGGCCCCUGCUCCUACUGGUAGUGUCUCUAUUAUACCCAUUAGCUCCAGCGAAACAAAUACCAUUCAUACAGUCGACCCUGCCUCUGACCAAGGUUUUCAAGAAGAGUUGGAGAUCUGCCAAGAUUUACCUCGCUAUGCACCUGAGGAAGUCUUUGCUACCGAGGUGUUUGAACGUGGUGCAAGGACUGUUACGGCUGCCGUCCAAAUACAAGGGCGAGACAUGCUCUGCAAGUCGAGUGGUGAGCCAGGAGGGCUUUAUGGCACCAGUAAAGGACGAGAGCUUGAAUGCCUUCAUAAGAUACGGGAAUCCUUUCUAACGGGAUCUAUACGUGUUCCUCAACUUCUCGGAUACGUUCAUCAUCAUGAUACGAAGCAUAUCUUGGGCUUUCUUCGACAGUGGGUGCCGGGGCGCAGACUUAGCGAUAUCAUCACCUCUGCUGCGUCGCGGAAUAAGGAGAAAUGGGCUUCCCAAAUCCGGCAAACCGUCGAGCUUCUUCACCAGCACGGACUGAUCUGGGGAGGCGGAAAACCUGACAGCAUCAUCAUCGACGAGCAAGACAAUACCUGGCUGAUUGAUUUUGGUGGCGGGUACACACGAGGAUGGAUUGACGAGGAUCUAGCUGAAACAAAAGAAGGAGAUGAGCAAGCCCUGAACAGGAUCAUGGAAUUGCUAAGCGGAGGUGAGGAGAUGUCUUCGUCUUCAUAGAGAAUCAAAGAUCCGAGGAGAUGCGAGGCUUACGUGGUGCGAAGGUUCGAUAGUGCAGAUCAACGGCAGUUCCUGGCAUCCAAACUGUUGGGACACAGCGGCCGCUAGGAUGGUAUCCACUUUGUAUCUUAUCGCAGGCCCUCCUCAGAGUCCGAAUGCAAGUUAGCGACGAAGUACUGGAGAUGCGCACAGGCAAUGUCUUCCAUUGUAAGAGAGAUAGCCCCAUCCGCAAGAAUCGCUUCCAGGAGUUGUCAAAACAGCAUCUUGAAGGUCACUUGGUUGGGCGUCAGCGGCUGAGAAUCUGUGCGCGCUGUCUUGAUGCGCGGGCACCGAACGGCUCGCUGACUUGCUUACAGCUCAGAAGCAGCAUGUCACCGAGUGAACCUCUUCUUUGCAACCUUGGCUGCCUCUCGGACCACCACGGGCCUUGACGAAUUCUUACUGCCCAAGACUACCAUCUGAAGUCGUACAAGACAUUCCCGGAAACCGCGG
This is a messenger RNA of Fusarium odoratissimum NRRL 54006, 1654 nucleotides long. RefSeq lists its product as uncharacterized. Lineage: Eukaryota; Fungi; Ascomycota; Sordariomycetes; Hypocreales; Nectriaceae. Gene Ontology annotation, molecular function: protein kinase activity; ATP binding. The coding region runs from base 71 to 1162 and encodes 363 amino acids. The transcript has a single exon. The record is from RefSeq and is a predicted model, not a curated record. Gene Ontology annotation, biological process: protein phosphorylation.